Cicer arietinum (chickpea) is the source of this 2386-nucleotide messenger RNA. Its product is annotated as subtilisin-like protease. The record is from RefSeq and is a predicted model, not a curated record. Lineage: Eukaryota; Viridiplantae; Streptophyta; Magnoliopsida; Fabales; Fabaceae. Gene Ontology annotation, biological process: proteolysis. Gene Ontology annotation, molecular function: serine-type endopeptidase activity.
AUAUAUAUAUAUACACACACAUGCAUGACACUAAUCUAAGCACAAGCAACUUUCUCUAUCUUUAUUAAAUUCCAAAAUCAUGGAGAAAAUCAAGUACACAGUAGAGCUUGCAUUGUUUGUUGCUCUCAUUUUCAUGCUUAACGGCAUCAACCAAAUUACAUCAUCAUCAUUAGCUGCAGAGAAAAACCAAGAGCAUGAGAAUGAAAACUUAAUGACAUACAUUGUUCAUGUCAAAAAGUCAGAAAAUGCUGCUACCCUUCAAUCACAAGAUUUACAUGAAUGGUUCCAUUCAUUCCUUCCACAAACCUCUCACAAAAACAGAAUGGUUUUCACUUACCGCAACGUAGCCUCUGGAUUUGCAGUGAAGUUGACACCAGAAGAAGCCAAAUCUCUUCAAGAGAAAGAGGAAAUUGUGUCAGCAAGACCUGAAAGGAAACUUUCAUUACACACAACUCACACUCCAACUUUCUUGGGUCUAAAACAAGGACAAGGUUUGUGGAAUUAUGAUAACCUUGGAAAAGGUGUCAUAAUUGGCAUCAUAGACACUGGUAUAAAUCCUUUUCAUCCAUCUUUCAACGACGAGGGAAUGGCGCCGCCGCCUGCAAAAUGGAAAGGCUAUUGUGAAUUCACAAGAGGCAGAACAUGCAACAAUAAGCUCCUAGGUGCAAGAAAUUUAGUCAAAAGUGCAAUGCAAGAGCUUCCAAAUGAAGACGUUUUUCAUGGAACACACACUGCUGCUGAGGCUGCAGGAAGAUUCGUCGAAGAUGCAAGUGUUUUUGGGAAUGCUGGAGGUGUAGCAGCUGGUAUGGCACCUAAUGCUCACAUAGCAAUUUACAAAGUUUGUACUAUAAUAGAUGAAAUUGGUUGCCCUGAAAGUGCUAUUUUAGCUGCAAUGGAUAUGGCUAUUGAAGAUGGUGUAGAUGUUCUUUCUCUUUCACUUGGUUUAGGAUCUCUUCCAUUUUUUGAAGACUCAAUUGCAAUUGGUGCAUUUGCAGCCACUCAAAAUGGAAUCUUUGUCAGUUGUUCAGCUGGAAAUUCUGGCCCUGAUUACAGCACUCUCUCAAAUGAAGCUCCAUGGAUCCUCACCGUCGGUGCAAGCACAAUUGACAGAAAAAUAGUAGCAUCAGCAAAGCUAGGAGAUGGAGAGGAAUAUGAAGGUGAAACACUUUUCCAACCCAAGGACUUUUCUCAACAAUUAUUUCCACUUGUUUAUGCAGGUUCAUACGGAAACUCAAACCAGUCAGAGACACAAACUAGUGAUCAGUCCUUGUGUUUUCCAGGAUCCUUAAAAAACGUUGAUCUAAGAGGAAAAGUAGUGUUAUGUGACGCAGGUGGAGGUAUACCAAGUGAUUUAAAAGGACAAGAAGUUCUAAAUUCAGGUGGUGUAGCAAUGAUCCUUGCAAAUCCAGAAGAACUUGGUGUCAGCACUUUUGCUACUCCUAAUGUUCUACCAGCUGUUGAAGUGAGUUAUGCAGCUGGUUUAUCAAUCAAAUCUUACAUAAACUUAACCAACACACCAACAUCAACAUUGUUAUUCAAAGGAACAGUAAUCGGCGAUUCACUUGCACCUUCUGUUGUUACAUUUUCUUCUAGAGGUCCAAACCAAGAAAGUCCCGGAAUUCUAAAACCAGACAUCAUAGGACCUGGUGUCAACAUUUUAGCAGCAUGGGGUAUCUCAGUAGACAACAAAAUUCCACCAUACAACAUUGUUUCCGGAACUUCAAUGUCUUGUCCGCACCUAAGUGGAAUUGCUGCAUUGCUCAAAAGUUCUCACCCUGAUUGGUCUCCGGCUGCUAUAAAAUCGGCAAUCAUGACAACUGCUACUACAAAAAACCUUGCUGGUUUACCUAUAAUGGAUCAAAGGCUUUUACCUGCCGAUGUUUUUGCAACUGGUGCGGGACAUGUUAACCCUGUUAAAGCAAAUGAUCCAGGUCUUGUUUAUGAUAUAAAACCAGAAGAUUAUGUUUCUUAUUUGUGUGGUUUGGGUUAUUCUGAUAAAGAAAUUGAAAUUAUUAUACAGUGGAAAGUGAAUUGUUUUGAUGUGAAAAGUAUAGCAGAAGCAGAACUUAAUUAUCCUUCAUUUUCUAUUCGGUUGGGUUCUGAUUCACAGUUUUAUACAAGAACUUUGACUAAUGUUGGACCUGUGAAUUCAACUUAUAGAGUGAAAAUUGAGGAGCCUUUGGCUUUGGGAAUGAGUGUAAAUCCUACUGAAAUAACAUUUAGUGAAGUGAACCAGAAGGUUAGUUACUCAGUGGAUUUUAUACCACAAGGUAAAGAAAAUAGAGGGAACGCUACUUUUGCUCAGGGUUCUAUCACUUGGGUAUCUGAUAAACAUGCUGUUAGAGUCCCCAUAUCUGUUAUUUUCAAGUGAUUUAUAUAUGUGCAU